AUGCUUCAGGAACAGUCUGAGUUGGUGAGCACGGUGAUGAAUAAUACACCCACAACAGUUGCCGCAUUAGCUGCGGUUGCUGCAGCUUCCGAAACAAAUGGAAAACUAGAGUCCGAAGAACUACCUGAAAUUACGAUUCCUAAGCCAAGAAGUAGUGUACAGUUAGAACAGCUACUGUACCGUUAUAGAGCUAUUCAAAACCAUCCCAAGGAAAAUAAGUUGGAAAUGAAAGCAAUAGAGGGUACCUUGAUGAAGAUAUCACGUGACCAGGAUCGCUACGAAACUAAGUUAGAAACUUUGAGAAAGAGUAUAGAUGAGGGAUUUCAUUAUGAUGAGGAUUUACUUAACAAACAUCUAGUUGCGUUGCAGCUACUAGAGAAAGAUACUGAUGUUCCUGAUUAUGUUUUAUACCUACCAGACAUCGAUAACGAUGAAACUAUCGUGAAAGAAGUAGAUUUCCCGGGAAAGAAGCCAAUAAGAAUCUCUAUGGAUUUCAAUACGAAGGCUAAAAGUUUAGAUUUAGAAUCAAAGUUUUCCAACGCCACAAAGACUGCAUUGGGCGAUCCAGAAACAGAAAUAAGAAUAUCUGCUCGCAUAUCCAACAGAAUCAAGGAGCUUGAAAGACUACCUGCCAAUUUGGGUACAUACUCACUAGAUGAUUGUUUGGAGUUUAUAACAAAAGAUGAUUUAUCGUCCAGAAUGGACACUUUCAAGAUCAAGGCUCUUUUGGAAUUGAAGAGUUUAAAGCUACUUACUAAACAAAAAUCCAUCAGGCAAAAAUUGAUUAACAAUGUUGCUAGUCAAGCACACCACAAUGUUCCAUAUUUGCGUGAUUCUCCUUUCACAGCAGCAGCGCAAAGGUCCGUUCAAAUAAGGAGUAAAGUGAUUGUCCCACAAACUGUUCGCUUGGCGGAAGAAUUAGAAAGACAACAAUUACUGGAAAAGAGAAAGAAGGAACGUAAUUUACAUCUACAGAAAAUAAACAGCAUCAUUGAUUUCAUCAAGGAAAGACAGUCUGAGCAAUGGUCUCGCCAAGAACGUUGCUUCCAAUUUGGUAGAUUAGGUGCUUCAUUACAUAAUCAAAUGGAGAAGGAUGAACAGAAAAGGAUAGAAAGAACCGCCAAGCAACGUUUAGCUGCUUUGAAAUCUAAUGAUGAAGAAGCUUACUUAAAACUGUUAGAUCAAACUAAGGACACUAGAAUUACACAAUUAUUAAGACAGACCAAUACUUUCUUAGAUUCUUUGUCAGAGGCCGUUAGAGCACAACAAAAUGAGGCAAAAAUACUUCAUGGUGAGGAGGUUCAAGCGAUUACUGAUGAAGAAAGAGAAAAGACUGACUAUUAUGAAGUGGCUCACAGAAUCAAAGAAAAGAUUGACAAACAACCUUCAAUUCUUGUCGGUGGUACUUUAAAAGAGUAUCAAUUGCGCGGUUUAGAAUGGAUGGUAUCGCUGUACAAUAAUCAUUUGAAUGGUAUUUUAGCAGACGAAAUGGGUCUGGGUAAAACCAUUCAGUCCAUUUCUCUAAUAACGUACCUCUAUGAAGCUAAAAAGGAUAUGGGCCCUUUCCUAGUUAUUGUACCCCUAUCCACUAUAACAAAUUGGACACUGGAAUUCGAAAAAUGGGCUCCGAGCUUAAACACUAUUAUAUACAAAGGCACCCCAAACCAAAGACACUCUUUACAACAUCAGAUAAGGAUUGGAAAUUUUGAUGUCUUAUUAACAACUUAUGAAUAUAUUAUCAAAGAUAAAUCUCUUUUAUCUAAACAUGAUUGGGCUCAUAUGAUCAUUGAUGAAGGUCAUAGAAUGAAGAAUGCACAAUCCAAGCUAUCAUUCACAAUUUCCCAUUAUUACCGUACAAGAAAUAGAUUGAUUCUAACAGGUACCCCUUUACAAAACAAUCUUCCAGAAUUAUGGGCACUGUUAAAUUUUGUUUUGCCGAAAAUUUUCAAUUCGGCUAAGACUUUUGAAGACUGGUUUAAUACUCCUUUUGCUAACACUGGUACCCAAGAGAAAUUAGAGUUAACAGAAGAAGAAACGUUGUUGAUUAUCAGAAGACUGCAUAAGGUGUUGAGACCAUUCUUAUUACGUCGUUUGAAGAAAGAAGUAGAAAAAGAUUUGCCUGAUAAGGUGGAGAAGGUUAUUAAAUGUAAACUAUCUGGUUUGCAACAACAAUUAUAUCAGCAAAUGCUAAAGCAUAACGCGUUGUUUGUUGGUGCAGGAACAGAGGGCGCCACUAAAGGUGGGAUUAAAGGUCUGAACAAUAAAAUUAUGCAAUUGAGAAAAAUCUGUAAUCAUCCCUUCGUAUUUGAUGAAGUUGAAGGUGUCGUAAAUCCUUCGAGAGGCAAUAGCGAUCUCCUUUACAGAGUAGCUGGUAAAUUUGAAUUAUUGGAUAGAGUGCUACCUAAAUUCAAAGCCUCGGGUCAUAGAGUAUUAAUGUUUUUCCAAAUGACUCAGGUUAUGGAUAUUAUGGAAGAUUUUUUAAGGAUGAAAGACUUGAAGUAUAUGAGAUUGGAUGGUAGUACAAAGACCGAGGAGAGAACAGAAAUGCUGAAUGCGUUUAAUGCACCAAAUUCCGAUUAUUUCUGCUUCCUUCUAUCGACCAGAGCUGGUGGUUUGGGUUUGAAUUUACAAACUGCAGAUACUGUAAUCAUCUUUGAUACAGAUUGGAAUCCACAUCAGGAUUUACAAGCACAAGAUAGAGCUCACAGAAUUGGGCAAAAGAAUGAAGUUAGAAUUUUAAGAUUAAUCACUACCGAUUCUGUGGAAGAAGUUAUUUUGGAAAGGGCCAUGCAAAAAUUGGAUAUUGAUGGUAAAGUUAUUCAAGCAGGUAAAUUUGAUAACAAAUCAACCGCAGAGGAGCAAGAAGCAUUUUUGAGAAGAUUGAUUGAAAGUGAAACGAAUAGAGACGAUGAUGACAAGGCAGAAUUAGAUGAUGAUGAGUUAAAUGAUACUUUGGCCAGAAGCGCCGAUGAAAAAAUACUGUUUGAUGAAAUCGAUAAGGAAAGAAUGAGCCAAGAAAGAGCAGACGCUAAGGCUCAUGGUCUGAGAGUUCCACCUCCUAGAUUGAUUCAACUAGACGAACUACCUAAAGUCUUCAGAGAAGAUAUUGAGGAACAUUUCAAGAAAGAGGACUCUGAACCAUUGGGAAGAAUUAGACAAAAGAAAAGAGUUUACUAUGACGAUGGUCUUACUGAAGAACAAUUUUUAGAGGCUGUGGAGGAUGAAAAUAUGUCUUUAGAAGAUGCUAUCAAGAAAAGACGUCAAGCUCGUGAAAAGAGGAGACUACGUCAGAAUGGCACAAAGGAAAACGAAAUAGAAACGCUUGAAAAUACGCCUGAUGCAUCUGAAACUUCUUUGGCUGAUAAUGAUAGUUUCAGGACGAAUAUAGAUGAUGAAGCUGGUGCUAAUCAGGAAUCUACAGUUUCUCCAUCGAAACGCCGGAGUAGUAGAAGGAAAAGAACCAUUGCCAUUGUUGCCGCAGAAGACAAGGAAAAUGUUGAAGAAGAGAGCGUUCCCAAAGAAAACGGGGACGCCAAGGUAGAAGAGGAACAAAAAAGUAGCUCCGUCGAAAUUAUAAAUGGUUCGGAAUCCAAGAAGAAGAAAACCAAAUUAACAGUCAAGAUAAAGUUAAAGAAGACAGCCGUGUCAGAUAAUAAUGAUAGCAAACAAACAGAGGAAACCUCAGAGGCAAAAUCACCUCUGAAGAAGACUCCAGCCAGGAAAACUAAAGCGAAACUAAAGUCGCCUGGAAUUUUUCCUGCCGUGGAAAAAUUGGUGGAAGAAAUGCGUGGAUUGUUAGAUGAAGCAGAUUCCCAUCCAAGAACAUCCAUUUUUGAAAAACUUCCAUCAAGGCGUGACUAUCCGGAUUAUUUCAAGGUAAUUGAGAAACCUAUGGCUAUUGAUAUCAUUCUAAAGAACAGUAAGAAUGGCACAUACAAAACCUUGGACGACGUAAGACAAGCCUUGCAAAUAAUGUUUGAAAACGCCAGAUUUUACAAUGAGGAGGGCUCCUGGGUUUACAUCGAUGCCGACAAGCUAAAUGAGUUUACUGAUGAAUGGUUCAAGGAACACUCGUCUUAA
Saccharomyces mikatae IFO 1815 is the source of this 4080-nucleotide messenger RNA. RefSeq names its product RSC chromatin remodeling complex ATPase subunit STH1 (gene STH1). Gene Ontology annotation, biological process: positive regulation of transcription by RNA polymerase II. Gene Ontology annotation, cellular component: nucleus. The coding region runs from base 1 to 4080 and encodes 1359 amino acids. The transcript has a single exon. Gene Ontology annotation, molecular function: DNA binding; histone binding; ATP binding. The record is from RefSeq and is a predicted model, not a curated record. Lineage: Eukaryota; Fungi; Ascomycota; Saccharomycetes; Saccharomycetales; Saccharomycetaceae.